Notechis scutatus (mainland tiger snake) is the source of this 1837-nucleotide messenger RNA. RefSeq names its product DNA fragmentation factor subunit beta (gene DFFB). Gene Ontology annotation, biological process: apoptotic process; apoptotic DNA fragmentation. NCBI's taxonomy places the organism in Eukaryota, Metazoa, Chordata, Lepidosauria, Squamata, Elapidae. The record is from RefSeq and is a predicted model, not a curated record. Gene Ontology annotation, cellular component: nucleus; cytoplasm. Gene Ontology annotation, molecular function: DNA endonuclease activity.
GGGCGCGUUUUCCGGGGCAAUGGCGGCCAAGGCCUUCAAAGUGCGGACCGGGCCCGGAGGGAGCAAAUACGGGCUGGCGGCCGGGAGCCUCGCGGAGCUGCUGCGGAAGGCCUCCCUGCUGGAGCCGCCCUUGGUCGCGGGCUGCCGACUGGGCCGCUACGAGGACGGCGUCGAAAUCAGCGAGGAGGCUUUCCGUGCCCUGCCCGAGGACGCCGAGCUGAUCCUGUUGCGGCCCGGAGAGGAAUGGAGCGGAUACGUCAGUGAGAUCGAGCGCUUCCUGCGUGCUUUCUCCAACUGCUCCUCUGGCGUGCUCCACGCAGCUCAGGGGCUCCUGUCAGGCGAGGAGGCUCCCAAGAGGUGCAAACUCCUGUCUGACCUGAUUCAGAACCUCAGUGAAAAUAUUUCUGCAGAAAGCCGGAAGGAAGACGAGGUGUGGUUUGAAGGGGUUGAAUCUCGGUUUAAGACCAAGUCCAGUUAUAUGCGCCAUAGUUGUGAGAACAGAAUCCGUGGAUACAUGAAAGAGGUUGGGGCUUACAUUUCUGCCGUCCCUCCCGCCCUCCAAAUGAAAUUCAGCGGGGUCGCUGAAGCCAUGCUGGAGAAACUGAAGUUGGAGAAGUACAAUGGUUUCUAUUUCGACCGGAAGGAAGAGACCAAAGACCGCCUCUGCACACCGGAAGGCUGGUUCUCGUGCCAAGGCCCCUUUGACACCGAAGACUGCUGCUGGAGACACUCCAUCAACCCUUACGGGAACAAAGAAAGCCGAAUUCUGUUCAGCACGUGGAACCUCGACCACAUAAUUGAGAAGAAACGGGCUGUCCUGCCCACCUUAGUCGAGGCCGUGAAAGGCUGCGACGGGAAGGAAAUUGACUGGGAAUAUUUUUACCGGCUCUUGUUCACCACGGACAAUUUGAAACUGGUGCACAUUGUGUGUCACAAGAAAACAGUCCACAACCUCGGCUGCGACCGGACAAAAAUCUACCGUAAACGAAAGACAGGCCGGAAGGACAGGCCUCUUUGCAGCCACACCCCGAGAUCCUGGGUUCAAACGUCAAAAACUAAACAAAAAAAUGACUCGAAACUUCCUAAAAAUAGAACAACGAAAACCCCCCAUCCUAUAGCCAAGAAGGGAUCCGCUUAACGGCUGUGCCGUUUGCUUAACAACCACUGCAAAAGAGGUCGAAUCAAAUUUGCCUGGCCAGGGAGUCAUUUUUGUUAUUUAAAAUUUUAAAUGAUUGUUUUUACUCCAUAUUUUUUAAAAAGAGUAAAAAUGAAAAAUAAGAUUUUUAAGAAGUUACAAAAAUUAAUUAGUGAAUAUUAUAGCUGUUUUUUCCCCACCUCAUUAAAGGCAUUCAUUGAAGGCUGCAACUUGGUUAGCCACCUUGUGAAAUCACCCUGCAAGCUGGAAUUGUUUCAUUGCGGGUUGUGUGAACCCAGAAAAACUGUUCACUAGCCAGGUUUAGCUGUGAAAAAUAAGGGCAGGAGGUGCUGACAUGUUUUCAUCCAUUUUUGGACCUCUUCCUGGGUUUAAGUAUCCGCCUACUAGAUUAUAUAAAUAAUAAAUUUUAGUUUCUCAUUACUGAUGUAAGUGCACCAAUUCAGCCCUCAGGGAUGAAAUCAAUUCCUUUCAUUCAUCGUGAUGAUUUAAUUUCAGCAAAAAAAAAAAAAAGCUUUAUUAUUGCAGUGGUAAUCUUGGGCACCAAGGGGCAAAAUCUCGUGAACAUUUGUAUCUUUUAAAAAAUGCCGUGUUCCGAACUCUGCAAGAGAUCCUUUUAUUCAUAGUUAGGGGCAGAUGUACCCAAACUGGGAGGGCACACACAUCUGCCAUCAUGGUUUUUUU